UUUUGGCGCGCGAAGCAUUUGAAUGACUACAGAUUUUUCUCCGUCAAAAUGCGUUUUAUUUUAUCGUUUUUCAUCACGUAGUUAGCAAUGGAUUUGGUAGAGUCGGGUGCUAUAUUCAACUUUAAACCUUUUAAUCCUCAAACGAGUCGAGAUAACGGAAAAGAUGAGACUCUAAACUCGUCUUCAAGGUCUACGUCAAGAUCUAACUCACGCUUCGAAGAACUGUUUUUAGCAAGUCCUAGAGCUCAGGAGCUGGUCUCAACAGUAGACCAAUCAUUGUCCUUCACACACUCAAGAUCCAGGAUUAUCUCUCCAAACAAGCAGCAAAGCUUUCUUCAUGAGUCACUUGCACAAACCCCAUCGUUAUCCAGCAAUCCUAGUAAAAACACUACCAACUUGAUGAACUCUGGUCUUGUAAACAUGCUGGAAUUCUUUAAAAGUGGUCAAAAACCAAGGAGUCAAGACAGCCAAUUCAAGCCAGCUUCGUGGUUUAGCCCAUUAAAGGCUUCCAGUCAUGAGGAAGAUUCACUAAGAACUCAAGUCACAGACGUUAUCAAUAAAUUAAGAACUCCUAUAAAUAGAAAAGAAAGUACGAGUAAUGAAGAUGGUCUGUGUAUGUCCCUCAAUGCUGACUCUGGUUAUGACGAUAGACAGAUGCAAAGCUGUAGUGAUGCGAUCACUGACAGCAUCGUCACAAGAAGUGGUCUUAGGAGCAUAACAUCGAACGGUCCUUGCCAGGUUUCACCAGGAUUUAUUUUAGAAUUAAGAAAAGAAAAUAAUGAUGAAGUUAGUGUUGGAGAACCUGAUGUUGCCGAAGCAACAGUCCAAGAUGAAGAUGUCGACGUUGGAGAACAUGACCAACAGAGUGAAGCAAGAACAGAACAUAUUGAAUCAACACAAAAACAAUCUCAUGAAUCAGCUGAGGAGUCAAUGGAUUGUAAUAUGGUUCCUGAAUGUGAUAUUCCUGAGAUUUCAGAUACCCCAGAAAAAAAACCUGACAAAGAUGAAACUAAAGAACCUGUCCCAGCUCAAUCACCAUCUAAAGUCAAACCAAGCAAGAAAGCUCAUCAUCUUUUUGGAUGGUACAUUAAAGCCAACAAAGCAAAAAAUGGCCCAAGUAUUAUUGUUGAAGGUCAAAGACGUGAAGAUCCAGUAGGCAAACUGUGGCACAGCACURCAAUAGUUAAUAGGAUAUCUCCUUUCCUGGUUGAAACAAAGCCCAAGUCACAAUAURUACUCAAGGGAAAGAUACUGGUUAAAGACACUAUAGAACAAGGGUUUUCAAAGCAGUUUGUUGAGGCAUUCACAAAUGGGUUUCCUUCCAACUGGGAACAACUUGUAAAAGAACAUUUUGAUUCCAUUUUAGAUGCCAGCUCAACAAAAGGAAAACAACCACAGAAAGCAAAGAAAUCAUCUGAGAGACAAAUAUCUGUAAUAAACAGAAAACCUACAACUAAAACACUAAAAACUCCUAAAAAUGAUGGUUUUAAACCAAUUGAAGUAGAGCUUAAGCGUACCAGUAGUGGUCGUCUGAUCAAACCUCCUCUKGCCUGGUGGAGAGGACAAAGAAUUUUGACAGACAGACAACAUAACCUCACUGCCAUUGACCCAGGAGGAGAAGAACACACCGCUUUGUCUGUUGGACUGUAUGACUUUGAYCUAAAGCUACCUAAGAAGAAAAGUGCCACUUUGCUGAAAUCAACAAUUAUGACACCCAAAGUUGCUAAAUAUAACAUAACUAAAACUAGCAGUCCCCGAAAAAAUCAGAGAACCAUGCUGCAGGGGAACAAGGAAAAGUCACAAAAAAGAAAUAUGAAGAGCAAAGURACAAGCUCACUUGAUAGCACUGAAAGUGAUUCAACAGACAGUACGUCUUACAGCAGCAGUAAGCAGACUAAAGACUCCAGUGAAAAACCUUGGACUUCACAAACUGAAAGUGAUGCGUCUUCAUUUCCAUGGGUUUUGAGACCAAAACUUGUUCCAUCCGAGGAGUCAUGGAGGCCAAGUGACAGUGAUAAUACAGCUACGAUUCCUAAGUCUAAGAAACMACAAACACAGAGUGACAGUGAUAGUACAGCUAAGAUUCCUAAGUCUAAGARACCRCAAACACAGAGUAACACAAGACUAAAACGCACAAGAAAGCAGCAUUCAGAGUUAUCGACGGAAGAAUCUGCCAAUAAUGAGGAGGACGAAGAUGAUCAUGGUGUUGUCAUGGUCACAAAAGAAAAUGUCAAAAGGAACAUUUCUUUCAGUGAUGAUGAUSUUAGCUCUAAAUCUUCCCAACAAAAAUUACCUCAGAAAAAAGGGAGCUUCACUAACUUGAACAGGAUGGAAAAAAACGGAAUUUCCUCAAACCCUUGUAAGCCUGUCAAAGUUGUCCUAGAAAAGAAUCACCAGCUAGCCAGAAGUAGAAAGCAAAUGAGGGAUGCAGAAAAUGAUAGUGAUGGCACUAUUAUUUAUAGCCGUAAUCCCAAUGAUAUUGACGAAAGUGAUGCUGUGAAAUCUAGCAAAGAUGUCUUAAGAACCAACACUCAGGUUGAGGAUUCUUCAAAGUUUAGAAAACCUUUGGGAUAUGCCAGGGAAUACAAUAAAAAUAAUACCGAAGGUCAGAGCUAUGCAGAAUCAAGUAGUGAAGAAAAUGGACAGCAAAGGAGAUCCUUAAGAACAAGGAAAGAAAGAAAUCAAGUUCAGAGAAAUAAUACCUCAAAUUAUAUAAACAACAGCCGAGACCAUAAGGAGUAUGAUUUGGGUCAUACAAGAAAAAGAAAUGGUUUUCGGAAGUACACUUCCGUUGUGGAAGAAGAAGAGGAUAAUUCRUCAUCGUCUGAUGGUGAAGAGGCUGAAGCAAACCAAAGAUCUAAACCUGGUAAUGCUCAAGAUAAAAAUAUCCAACAGAAGAAUACAGGAAAGGGUGAUGAAGAUGAUGURGAUGAGAGGGAUUGGAACGAAGAUGAAAUCUUCAGAUUGAGCGAGGCACUUCACUCAAUUCCGCUCAGCACAGCGAGGUUUUGGCAAAAAGUUUCCAAGUCAGUUGAAACGAGAACUGCACAAGAGUGUCAGUUGAAGUAUGAUAAACAGUUGAACUUGAAACCAAGAAAAGUGGUGAAACCAAAAGWGAAACAGCCAAAGGCUAAUCAGAAAGGUAAAGUGCAGAUAUUUUUCAAUGAACAAAAUGAUGAAGACAGUGAUGCAGUGGAGAAUGAUGAUGAUGAUGUUAAUGUUGAUGGUGAUGAUGAAGAGCGUAACCAAAUGGAUUUCAAAACUCCAARCAGUCGGACCCCAAGUAGUCGGUACAGACCCUUGGGACCUGUACRCAGCUCAGUGAAUACUCCAGGUUCUGAUUUGAUAAGUCCAAGCCUUCUUCAUCCAGUUAAUAGGUANGGUAUGGACCACUACAUUCAUCGUAUGAAACAAAGUAAAAGAGGAGUUGGACAGUACAGAAAACAAGACAAGAUGAAGGUGGUAAAGACAUCAACCCCCAAGAAAAAAGUUACCACUUUGAUUCCCAAGACCGAUGCUUCAAUAUUCGAUGUCCAGGAAGUACUAGAACAAGAUUCYGAUGGAGAAAAUGAUUACUAUUGGUCUGAUGAAUAGAGACAGGCAAAUGGUAGGGAAGCUAACUCUUCCUCUGCCUUCCUAGACUUAACAUGGCAUUGAAUUCUAGCRAUUUGUAGCAGUAAUGUAGUAGGGAUCUUUGUUAAAAUAGUGAUAGGGGUAUUUUUUAUCUUCAGAAGAAAAUCAUCUCAAACUUACUGGGCCCCUUCCUGUUGCCAAGCUAAAAUCCAGGCUUGAUUUGCAAUUUUAAAGAAUCCUUUUCAACUACAAAUGUGCAUUGUGCCCCUGUGUUAUUGUUUACAUUGUUAUGUGAUUCACUUUGUGAAAUUAUGAUUUUUUGGUAGUCCAACUAUAAGACAUCWUACUGURACUUUCRAAAUCUACCUUARAUUGGUUKCCWAAAUUUCUCAAAUCUUGCAGAAAGCUUUAAGUGACUAUGURCCAUUAUAUCAUKAUGGUCAUAACACAUCUAGCGGGAAUAACAAGACCAAUGUAAAUGGAUUCCAAAACUUCACCUGAAAAACURCCAUUUUGCCUGGCAGARAAAAUGGUGCUUUGCUAAGCAUUUCAUUUUUUCCAGUGCACAAUGCAUAGUAGUUGACUAUAGGAUUCUUYAAGUAAUAUUUCAAACAYGCGAGAGAGUUCUUACUCCGAUUUCCAAACAYUGAARAGUGAGUUGAAAAAACGAGGYGCAGCCUGACUUUGAGGUGUUUGGAAAUCGGAGGAAGAACUCUCUCAAGUGUUUGAUAUUACUUCUCAAACUAAUGAAUAUUUCUUGGAGAAAAUCAAAGAAAAAGUUUACGAAAUUUAAUGCAAAUUAAGAACACAUUUCCAAACCACCGUCACAAUAGUGAUUUGCUUUGUUUUUGCCUCAUUAAAUAUUCAUGAGUAUGAGAAAAAUAGAGGAAACAUCUACGGCUCAACAAACAAAAACAAAACAAACACAAAAAAGACUGUCCAUCUUAAAAAAAAAGAAAUGCUUCAACACUUUCACUUGACCAAUUUUCUUUCCUUGUCAUCAUAAACUUAUUUAAAAUCCAACCAUGCUUAGUAUACACUGAUCAGCAUUUCACAUGUGGGUAUUUUGUGGUGGAGUGUAGAUAAGAAUACUGUACAAAAACAUAAUAAUUUGGACACAAGGGAUCUGUCUUGGAUAGAGUUUUUACUUAAAAUUUCAAUUUAUGGAGGAACCAAAGUGUCUGAAAUCCUUUUAUAAGCAACUUGCUUACCACAUGGCAAAAGGACGAUGAUUAAAUCUUGUAUAUUUGCAUUUUUAACAUUUUUUCAAUGUAUCAAAGAAYGUGUUAUUGUUAAAUAAAACUUUUCACUCUCAAAA
Molecule: messenger RNA, 4891 nt
Organism: Actinia tenebrosa (Australian red waratah sea anemone)
Lineage: Eukaryota; Metazoa; Cnidaria; Anthozoa; Actiniaria; Actiniidae
Cellular component (GO): chromosome, centromeric region
Source: RefSeq, a predicted model, not a curated record